Molecule: messenger RNA, 1843 nt
Organism: Chironomus riparius
Lineage: Eukaryota; Metazoa; Arthropoda; Insecta; Diptera; Chironomidae
Source: the annotation of a GenBank genome assembly
GCUAAAACCACAAGUAAAUAGCAAAUGCAGCGAUGAGACGACAAAAACAAGUCAACUUUAAUCUCUCAAUCAUACUCUUUCUCACACUGUGCAGCACAUCAUGUCUGAGUGAAAAUAUUUUAAUGGUCACGAUGGGUGGCACAAAAUCACAUAAAAUUCCCUUUUGGGAAUUAGCAAAAGGAUUAAUUAAUCGCGGUCACAAUAUCACGUUCCUGAAUGGAUUUCCACCUGAUUUUCAUCUCGAUGGUUUAGUGGAAAUAACGCCGAGAAACCUUGUCGGAUAUAUUCAGAAUUAUACCAAUUGGGAUUUACUGGGAAGAAGAAUGAAGAACUUGCAACCAAUUCCAUUAUUUGACAUUUUUCGAUAUCCAGUUGAGGCAUGCGACGCAAUGCUGAACGAUCAUGAAACCAAAGAAUUACUCAACUCAACAUUUGAUUUGAUGAUAAUUGAUGGUGCUUAUCCAGAAUGUGCCUUAGGACUUCAAUACAUGUACAAUAUACCAUUCAUGUAUCUUAACACUGUCGGAUUUUAUACAUCUUCAAUAUCACGUUCUGGUUCUCCAACUCCAUUCAGCAUUACACCAAACUUUGCACUUGCAUUUACAGACAAUAUGACGUUCAUACAACGUGUUGCAAAUUCAGUCAUUCACACAUUCCUUCAGUUUGCUCAUGCGAUUGUAAUCAACGUACUGCAUACAGGCUUACGUAAAAAUCUUGAUGAUGAAAUUCCACACCCGUACGAUAUAUCAAAGAAUGUCAGCUUUAUAUUACAAAAUUCACAUUUCACCGUAUCAUAUCCGCGUGCUUUCAUGCCUAAUGUUGCAGAAGUUGCAUGCAUUCACUGCAGGCCCGCACAGCCUCUGCCAAAAGAUUUAGAAGAGUUUGUAAGCGGUGGAAAUGACGUAGGAUUUAUAUACGUUUCCAUGGGUACAUCAGUGAAAACAGCACCAGAUAGUUUACAAAAAUUAUUAGUACGUACGUUUGCAAAGCUACCUUAUCGAGUUCUAUGGAAAUAUGAAUCCACAACCAUACAAAAUGAUCUUCCGUCAAAUGUCAGAAUAUCUAGAUGGCUUCCACAACAGGAUAUUUUGGGACAUAAGAAACUUAAAGCGUUCAUCACACAUGGAGGAUUAUUAUCAAUGUACGAAAUGGUCUUUCAUGGAGCGCCUGGAGUUGUUGCUCCGGUCUUUUGUGAUCACGAUGCAAAUUCUGAAAAAGCCAAAAUUGAUGGCUACGCUUACAAAUUGUAUUUGGAAACUCUCACAACAGAACAAUUGCUUAAAGCAAUUCAUACUGUGAUACAUGAUCCUAGCUAUAGGAAAGAAGCAUUAUAUAGAAAAUCAUUGUUACGUGAUCAGAAAACUUCGCCACUUGAAACAGCAAUAUAUUGGACAGAAUAUGUUCUUCGUCACAAUGGAGCAUAUCAUCUUCAGACACCAGGAAGAAAUAUGGGAUUCAUGCAAUUCUAUUCGUUCGAUGUGAUAUGCUUCUUCAUUGGAAUGUUUGUAUUGAUUAAAUUAUUGGUCCGACGAUACAUAAUGAAAACAACCAGAACACAACCCACAAAACUGAAGAUGCAGUAGCUUUCUAUUCCUUAUCUCUCUUAAAACAUUUUGUUUUCCUUUCUUUCGCACAAGCAAGCAAUCGGGGUUAUUCAUGUGAAUUUGAAAACUGUCGAUGAUGACAAUGAUGAUAGGAAAUAAUAUUUUUUUUGGACUUUAACAUGUCAUUUCCAAUCAUGAAAUAUUUAUUUAUUAUUUUUUAAACGAUUGAGGACAAAAAAUUGGAAUUCUUCUUUAAAAAAUAAAAGCUUUCGAAUCAAUAAAAAAAUAUUAUUGAAAAU